GUCAAUUGUCGCUUAUGUAAUCAUCAGCUGUUGACGUCUUGGUCAACUUCACCUCAAGAUCUCUGUCGUCGUCUCUCCCGUGCCAGGAUCGCACAGCGCUAACAACCUUACGUGAGAUCACCCGCCGGUGUCUCCAUGCUGCUCACACCGACUGGCGAUUCCAAGACCCAUUCUGUCGUGUUGCUCCAGUCAUGACGCUGUGCUGACGGGCCUCGUGUGAAACUCUGCUGGAUCGAGAGCUUUGAUCAUUGAGCCGCAUAUCUCCCGGUCUCUGAGCCUCUCGUUGAGCGUCGUGGUUCUGGCUCCCCGGCUCAACCUGCGAGCAUCCCGCCCUGCCUCCUCAUUGCUGAAUCGUCUCAUGGCACCCAAGACAGUGUGUAUCGUCGGCGCAGGCCCCUCGGGUCUUGUGGCCGCCAAGACCCUUCUCCACCACGCCCCCGGCUCCGACCCCGGCUUCUCCGUCACCGUCUACGACGCCCAGCCCCGGAUCGGCGGUCUCUGGCCCGUCGACAAGGCCGAUGGCGCAGGUCUCGUGCACCCGCUCAUGGUGCUCAACCAGAGCCGCAACACCGUGCAGUUCAGCGAUCUAGCCUGGGACAGCAGGGCGCCGCAGCUCCCGAGGGCGUGGCAGGUCGGGAGGUACCUGCAGAGGUACCUGAGGAGGUACUGCGCCUUUGAGGAGGAUCGUUUCCGGCUGAGGCUGGGGUGGAAGGUGGAGAAGGCGCUGCCCCUGGACCAGGAGCCUGGGAGGAGAUGGCGCGUGACUGCGAGGUCGGAGGACGGGGUCGUUGAUGAGAACGAGUACGACUACCUCCUCAUCGCCUCUGGCUUCUUCGGGAAACCCGCUACGCCUCAGGUCUCAGGGCUGAGAGAAGCGCAUGGGAUCCCCGUGGUUCACAGCAGCCAGUAUCGCGACCUCGAGACCCUGCUGCCGGGUGCGUCCGGGGACGGCGGCAAGAUCCUCGUGGUCGGUGGGCAGAUGUCUGGCGUUGAGAUCGCAGGCACCAUCGGCUCACAUCUCUCUUCUGCGGUCAACUCUGCAGGCCCAAGGCGCAUCCCCGGGAUCGAGAAGUACAAGAUACAUCACGUUAUCCAACGGCCGGUCUGGGUUUUCCCGCUCUACACAACCCCUGUUGUCACCAGCCCUGCGGCGCCAUUCCUACCCCUCGACCUCUCUUCAUACAACCUGGCGAACCGAGCGCAGCCCAUCACAAACACCCAGGGCCAUAUCGGUGUGGAAGCGGCUCAGACGUUCAAUGGCAUCUACAAGAGCGUGCUUGGCACUGACCAGUCUGAAUUCUCGCCGCUCCUUGCUCACACAGAUGAAGACCUUGCCAGCCCACCCUACCUCACCGUCAGCGACUGGUACAUGGACUUUGUCCGCUCCGGUUUGAUUGAGCUUUCCAAGGGAAAGCUGUCCUCGAUCUCUGGGAACACUGCCACUAUUUCUCCAACGUCGUCCGAGAGCGACAGCACACAUCUCACCGAUGUCGCCGCCAUCGUCCUGGCCACCGGCUUCGAGGCAGCUCCUUCACUCGCAUUCCUCCCUCCAGAAAUCCAACAGAAGCUGGCAGUCGACCCCUCAAACCUCGACAAUACUGUCCUCCUCGCAUUCCACGGCACCCACCACCCCGAUGUCCCCAACCUGGGCUUCGUCGGCUUCUACCGCAGCCCGUACUGGGGCGUCAUGGAGAUGCAGGCGCGCUUCCUCACCGAGCUCUGGGCGCAGCAGCAGCAGCAACCAGGCGGGCGGCUCAGCCCCUCGAUGCAGCACGCCCUCGCGUCCGACACCUCCAUCCAGCGCUUCGCCGCCCUCCGCGGCGACGGCCGGGCCUCCCAGUUCCCGAUGGGCGACUACCCCUUCCUGAUGCACGACUUCGCCUCGGCGCUGGACCUCGGCAUCUUCAUGACGGCCGGCGAGACGCCGCCGCUGCCGCCGGCGGGCUUGCCGAUGGACAUCCUGACGCCCGCGCGCUACGCUAACAAGGGUCUGACGCCCGCGCAGCACGCUGAGGUGGAUAGGAGCUUGCGGCAGACGAACGACACCGCGGUCUCGGGGCUGGCUAAAGGCAAAUUUGUCGCCAGGGCCGUGUUCAGGUCGCUCCUGGGCGAGUGGCAGCUUGAGCGCGACCUCGUCUCCAGGCUGCCGUCGCACCCGAGCGGCCACUGGAGCGGGACGGCGCGGUUCCUCCUCCGGCGGGGCACCGCGGACGGGAGGAAGUGCGCAGCCGCCACCAAUGGUGGUGACCAAGCCCCUGCGCACAACGACGACGACGAGGUUGAUAAAGACGACGACGACGACGACGACCCCGGGAUGGAGUACCUCUACGUCGAGGAGGGCACGUUCACCGCGACCAACGGGAUGGCCUUCCGCGCGACGAGGCGGUACGUCUGGCGGUACGACGAGGCCGCCGACAAGCUGAGCGUGUGGUUCGCGCGCACCGGCGACGGGUUCGCGCGGGACGACCCGCGGCGCGGGGAGGAGCAGGCGAGGGCCGACUACCUGUUCCACGAGAUCGAGUUCCUCGUGCCCGAGGGCCACGCCCGUGGCGACUACUCUGGCGGCGGCGAAGGCGGCGAGGGGUGGCAGGCGCGGUCGGACCACCUCUGCGUCGAGGACUUUUACGACGUCAAGUAUGAGUUUGUGUUCAAUGCUGUGAACCUCAGGGAGUGGCGGAUUGGGUAUGCUGUUAGUGGGCCGCAGAAGGAUUAUACUAUUGAUGGUAUUUAUAGGCGGAAGUCUGCCGGUUCACCAUAGCUGUUGAUUGAUAGUGGGCUUCUCUUGUAAGUUGGCCAAGAUCAAUUGAUAUAUACUGCGUUGGGUUCAUCUCUUAUAAUAUAGCCCCCAAACAUCUCUUGUAUGACACUACUCUAUAGGUUUCCCAGCGGCCAAACACCCUUGGGUUGAUAUCUUGUGCGAUAACCCAUAUGGGCUCUAUUGUAACAUCACGCAACCCUUCUUUGAUGAUCUAGCAGUGGGCAUGUAUCGGACAGAAUUUCCAGCGUUAUUUAAAACAAAACCUUUUAAAACGAGCAGUAAUGACAGCAUCUACAUACACACCGAGGUUGGACAG
This is a messenger RNA of Diaporthe batatas, 3074 nucleotides long. RefSeq lists its product as uncharacterized. Gene Ontology annotation, molecular function: flavin adenine dinucleotide binding; NADP binding; N,N-dimethylaniline monooxygenase activity. The coding region runs from base 359 to 2758 and encodes 799 amino acids. NCBI's taxonomy places the organism in Eukaryota, Fungi, Ascomycota, Sordariomycetes, Diaporthales, Diaporthaceae. The record is from RefSeq and is a predicted model, not a curated record. The transcript has a single exon.